CGAGAACUCCACCGUGCUCCAAUGUACACAACCUGCGCGGUUUAUUCGUCGUCAAGAAGAUAAAAAUGUGACUUGUUCCCUUGAUUUUACCAAAAUAGCUGAAUGAUCCGCGUAUUUAUAUAGAUGAAGGAGAGCCAGGAUGCCGACCAAACUCCAGUUUAGAGUGGUGCAUGUAUCGGGCCAGGAUGACAGCUACCGGGCAGCAGAACUCAACAACCACAGUCCUCUCACCAAGGGCUGGCAGUCUUCCAGGUUCUGCUUGUACCCUCAAGACAUCGUCAUCCAGCUGGGGAAGAGAUCCCGACUUUGCAAAAUACAGAUACUGUCGCACCAGUUUCUUAUAGCAACCAAGAUAGAGUUCUAUGUGGGAGACGUCCCGGAUGGAGUGCCGCUGUCACUGGACACAGCUCGAUACACCAGGCUCGGGUAUGUGUCAUUGUCUGACAAUGAGAAGACUGGCUACAAGGCUCGGGAACUCAAGUCUGUCCAUGUCGAUGCUGUUGGGGUCUACCUCAAACUCAACAUCCACAAGAACCACGUGAACAAGUUCAACCUGUAUAACCAGGUUGGUGUUAUUGCAAUCAACGUCAUAGGGGAUCCGCUGACAAAAUCCUACGACCCUACAGACCCAGAGUACCUGCUUGAUGUAAGUGACAAUCGAAUAGAUAAAGACCCUGCAUUGGAUGGUUACUUGAACAGACCGGACUACAUUUCGCCUCUGGACGACCUCGCCUUCGACAUGUACCAGGACCCUGAGAUUGCUCAGAUCAUCCGCAGGUUGGAGCGCAAGAAGCAGGAAGCUGUGUUACAGGAGCGUUAUGACUAUGCAAAGAGGUUAAAACAUGCAAUAGCUGAACUUCAAAAGGAGUGCGCAGCUAGGUCUAAAUCACCUGCGAUGGACUAUACCCCAGCAUCCAUGCGUUACCCCUCGUCCUGGCCUUACGAAUCAGUGGCCCUCGAUGCGUCUACAUCUUUUGAACCUCAUCUGGAUCAGGAUUGGCCAGUGCCAAGGGAUCCACUUAUGACUUAUGAACCUUAUGGAAGGCAAGCAGGACCCGCAGGAAAGAAAAAUGUCCGCCAAAUUCAUAUUGAUACGGAAGAACUUAUUCGAAGCGCUCGCAACGGACAACCUCCUGAACUUAACCUUGAACUUGAAAAUGACGAGGAACUGAAGAUUUCCUUGGAUUUUACCCACAUGUCAAGGCAUCCACAUCCAAUAAACUUUGACUCUGAAAGACAGGCGACCCCUCCACGACUGGUAGACAUCCAUCGAUCACCUCGAUCACCUCCACUUACACCGCCCAAGUAUGACGAGAGACCCCUCCCUAUAACCCACAGGCAGCCCUCCCCCAAACCUGACCUUGAACCUGACCCUGACCCUGACCCUGACUCGUCUCAGCGUCGAGCAUAUGAUGAGCGACCCCUGCCAAUCCACAAACCUCCUCCAGUAGUGGAAGAAGAAAUAGAGCCAGAGCCAGAAAUGGCAGCAGGAGAGCCGGAACCCAUGACAGAGAAAGAUAUCCGAGAUGCAUCAUCUGCUAUUGAUGUGUUCGGACACCCACUUGUAUCGAAAGCUUAUUCCAAGACAUGGUCGUACCGAGAAGACUCCCUGUUGGCUGUGUACAAACAGACGCAGGCCUUGCCUUCCUCCACGCCAAAGGAGGAUGCCAAGGCCAUGAUGAGGGCAGCUAUUUUCCUCGCCAAAAGAGCGAUCGAUGACAAAGUUUAUGCAGUAUUCAAGGCAGCUCUGCAGUUGGAGAAAAUGAUCUUAACAGACUAUGUGCCAAAACACAAAAUACCUCGUCAGGAGACGAUUUCUGCCGUAGAGAAGACGAUCCCCAAUCUCCUGCACAAAUCAGGGGACACUGCUGUACGGAACCGAGAUGACACCAAGAAGUUCAUCCAAGAUUUAUCCAACUUCCCUGAAGUUAGGCCUACCAAUGUUGUACCUCAUGAGUGUGUGAAGCUCUUCAAGCCCAACAUGGCGCCACGGCUGGCACAGAGUCGGCUGGAGAUUGUGGAGACACUGUACAAGGAUCUGGGUCUCUCUACCAGUGGGCUAAACGUUGACAACCUCAUGCCUUUCUGUGUGGAAGCACUGAACCACAACGCCGGAGAGGUGCGAGAGGUCUCCGAGAGAAUCAUCAAGAAUCUGUACCGCGAAGUAGGAGCCCCUGUCAAGGACUUCCUUCCCCCAGAUGAUGAGAAGACGCGGAAGAACACUCUAUGGCGACAGUUGUUUGAAUAUUUUGACAAGGUGGACGGCAAGCCCAGUAAAUCUGAUCAGAAGAAACAGAGAGCUGAGGAUGAGGCCAGGAAGCACGCGGAGAUCGAAGCCCUACAGAAGCAGCUGCAGCAACUGAAGGACAUGGCGUCCGGAAAAGCGCCCAUCGACCAGUCCAUGGUGAAAGGUGCCAAGAAGGGAGCAGGGGGGCCUGCUAAGUCAAAAGGAAAACCCAAGUCUAAGGUGCUAGCCAAGACGUCAGAGGAGGACAACAUGUCUAUUGCCAACAUGGAAAAGGUGUGUAUAUUCUGUGGUGAGAGGAACGAAGGCUUCAAUGACGAGGGCUUGGACCUUCAUUACUGGAAGAACUGUCCCAUGUUGAAGAGAUGUGCCAACUGUAAACAGGUUGUGGAGAUCGCCAGUCUGACUGACCACCUGUUGAGUGAGUGCGAGUCCAAGGCGAUGUUCUCCAAGUGUCCACGCUGCUCCGAAGCUAUACUCAAGGAAGAAUAUGAUCAACAUGUCCAAGAGAAAGCUUGCAAUCCCGCUAAGGCAGCAAUGAACCACUGUCCACUGUGCCACCAGGACAUUUCCAACGGAGAAGAUGGAUGGAAAGAACAUUUGAUGGGGCAGAGCGGCUGUAAACAGAACCCCCGCAGACUGCUAGCUCUCAAUAAACAACCAGCACAAUCCAGAUUACCUGCACCCAAGUCCAGAGUGCCAACCAAGACCAACAAGACUGGUCGCAGAUGAGAUGCUUGUGUCCUGUGCUGUGUACAGUUGCUAACUAUAGUGAUCUUAGUGAUAAAGACAGACACUUAAAUUACCUUCAAACAAUGACUUUUAAAAAAUUGACUUUAACAGUUUGUAGUAUUGUGGGAGUCCGAAGAUUUUGUUUGUCUUGAGCGGAUAUUACUGGUAUUAUUUGCUACUUGUUGUUGAUAUGUCAAUGCUUUGAACACUUUGUGUUUCAAGAAAGCCUUUGAUGCUUUCAAAGGCAAUUUCGGGCAAGAGAGUGUAAUGGGCCAGUCAUUUGAUAAGCAGUGAUAAAAAAAAUAUUCUGUCUCGAACAAUGUGAAUAAAAACAUGAACAAACAUGAACAGACAACUUAAACAUCAUGAACAAACAUGAACAAACAACUAAAACAUGAAGAAACAGCAUGAACAAACAACUAAAACAUGAAGAAACAGCAUGAACAAACAUAAACAGACAACUAAAACAUAAAGAAACAGCAUGAACAGACAACUAAAACAGCAUGAACAGACAACUACAGCAUCAUGAAGAAACAGCAUGAACAAAUAACUACAACAUUAAGAAACAACAUGAACAAACAUGAACUGACAACUAAAACAGCAUGAACAAAUAACUAAAACAUGAAGAAACAGCAUGAACAAACAUGAACUGACAACUAAAACAGCAUUAACAGACAACUAAAACAUGAAGAAACAGCAUGAACAGACAACUAAAACAUGAAGAAACAGCAUGAACAGACAACUAAAACAUGAAGAAACAACAUGAACAAACAUGAAGAAACAACAUGCACAAACAUGAAGAAACAACUACAGCAUCAUGAAGAAACAGCAUGAACAAAUAACUACAACAUUAAGAAACAACAUGAACAAACAUGAACUGACAACUAAAACAGCAUGAACAAAUAACUAAAACAUGAAGAAACAGCAUGAACAAACAUGAACAGACAACUAAUACAUCAUGAAGAAACAACAUGAACAAACAUCAUCAGUAAACAUGGAAUGACAUGAGCAAAAAAUAUGAAUAAACAAUAUAAACAAGCAUCCCUGCCCCCUCGAAAACUAUUAAAUUGUUGGUCCAAAAAGCCAUGCGUAGUUCUUCAGAGAUUCUCAUUUAACACCAUCUUUGUGUAAAGGGAUUACCUGAGUACUGACUGUUACGGAUUUGUUAUCAAGUCAUUUUGUGUAAUUUCUUCACAUCAAAAUCACUAAAGCCAAAAUGUUCUGUAGAAGAUUCUUUCAUUAUCUGAAAUAAUCAUUGCCAUUAUCUAUGGGUGAAAUAGUUUGAGUCUAGAUUUCAGAUCAAGGCCUCAGAACAAAUACUUGUGCGUCAGCCCCCCAUGGGGCACAGGAGAACCACACAUCCAGAGUAGUGUCCCUUUGUAGAAAUUCCCGAAUCCGAUGAGAGUUAAUUUUGAAAUCCCAGAUAUGCUACAGACAUAAUCCUUGAACUAUCAGCAUCCCUCAUCACCUGCACCAUAACCUGCCAAAUCAAACUGACACACUGUGAUAUUACUGAAAUAGGAGUGAGUUUGGUUUAGUUAUACCCCUGACCUAAAAGGGCUGGGGUAUAUAAUUAUACCAAGGAAUUCCAUCUGUCCUUCCGGCCUUCCAGGGACAUUUUUGUGUGCGACUUAUAACUUGAAAACUACUGCAGUUUCAAAACUUUUUAAACUUGGAAAAGACUUUCUAUACCAAUAGGAAAGGUGUAAUGCGAAGUUUGUUUUCAAUAUUUGGAUUUUCUGAAAAAAUACCACUAUUUUUAAUUUUUUUUAAUUCUGAGGACAUUAUUGUGUGCAACCUAUAACUUAAAAACUACCAUAUACAUUCUUAUAAAACUUUAGGGAACAGUAUGAACAGGUCUGUGACCCAAGAGGAAUUUUCUUUCCAUAUUUUUGUACCGUCUUAAUCCACAUCUAAGAAUAUCUUCAUGGGUCAAAGACUUUCUCAUGUUCAAAUAUUACAAAACCCUUUGACACAUUUUUGCCUUACAUACUCAUUUAAUGUUGAAAUAAACAAAGUCUUAUUCAGAGCACAUCUGAUAACGUUCAACAUGAUUUCUUUAAUCAUGCCGAUAAUGUAGGCCAAACUGACCCCUAUCCUACCUUGUCUUUAAUGGUUAAAGUUGUUUUUAUUUUGUUUACAUACCAUACAUAUGUACCAUCUGAUAUCUUUUAGAUCACUUUACUGGAAACACAAGUAUUCUGAAGGGCUCAGUGAAACUUCAUGUCUUGUGGUUAGUAACUGGUGGUUUGUAUUGAGGUCAAACAGCUCGUUUGGAAUCUCAUCUUAGAAUUUACUUUAUAGAUGAACUUGUAGUCUCUGAAGCUGCCAGUUUUGAAGAGUCAAAUAUGUUAAGAUAACAUACUGAACAAAAACUAAAAUAAGUGAGAGAUGAGGAAUAUUUGGGGGGAUAUUUUGGUGAAAUUGUGUGCUCAGUCUUCACCACAAAAGAUUGUGUUUUUUAGAAAAUGUACAGUACAUUUGGGAUCAGCAAGCGUUUUCAAAAUGAUAUCCUGAAAGUUUGGAUGUCAAGUUUGAAAACAAUAUGAAAGUCAAUCUACCCAAUGUUAACAUGCCAAAUGUAUUGUGUUCACUUUUGGGAAAAAAGAAUCAAAACACGAUCUCUGGGUGUAUAUGCACCUCCUUUCACACAGCUGUUGUAUCUAUGAACAAAGGGGCAUUAUAGGCAAGAAAAUACGGACUCUCAUGUAAACAUUCUGGCUUAGGCGCUUAUGAAUAUUUCUCAUGGAUUGGUCUAGCAGUUGGGCCAUCUACUGAAGCCGGUUGGACUGUCAUGUGCACUUUCUAGCUUAUGAGGCUUAUGAAUAUUUCACUUGGAUUGGUCCAGCAGUUGGGGGCUUAAUAAGGUGAAUCCGGGUACCUAAAGAGUUGAAGAAGGCAAGACCAUAUUUUUGUAUUUCAAUUGGCAGCAAAUGCCUUACAAAUUCAGAUUGCUGAUAGCAAUACAAAACAAAAACAUGGUGAGACAACAUAUUUGUUUCUGAUUAUUGGAGUAGAUAUUUCAUGUACAUUAUGUUUGAAUUGUAAUCUUCCAAAAUAGUUCUGUGAUAAGAUUCUAAAUACUUUAGAAUGAGCUUGGUAUGUAAGUAGUUUGCUAACCGGUUAUUGUCAGAUAUACAUACAUACCUUCAUUAUUCAUGAUGUACAUAGCUGAUGUAAAUAAAAGCUGUAUAUAGAAGCAUCACUCCGAUCCAUUAUAGGCCAAAGAUCUUUGGUGGGUUCUCAGAUCAGUGGAGUGCUGCCCUGAUAAAUGUUCACUGACCCUUGGGAUUGUAAAGGAUAACCAAGAGGUGAAGGAUGCACCUGGAGAAAUGUUAAGCUCUGUCCCUUCCUUUGUUUUCUACAUUUCAAACUUCCGGGUGUCUUUUGGAAACGUCCACACAUGACAUUCAUCAUCUGUCGCUAAAUGUCUAAAACACCACCGCCACCUGCUGAUAAGUUGGUUCCAGGACACUCUAUGUUUGUCCAGGUGGUCAAAUAAACUGAAUCAUAUCAGACGAUGCAAGGAGGCAAUUGAAGAUGAAGUUGUUAUGAGGGUGGUCAAAUAACUUACAUGGAAUAGUACAAUAAAUGCUGUUUUAUUCUGAUUUGGUUUCUGUAUUUGUGUGUGAGUAUCUAUUUGUAAACAAAACAAAAGUUUCAUCCCAAACUUACUACAGGUUAGGAUUUUGGGUCUUUUUCGUGUUUUUUUUAAAUACUGAUGCUUAACUAUUUUCCAGGUGUAUGGUAAAGGGGAAACAACAGUGAACCACAAGAAUAACAAAACAGCAUCUCUUGAUAUGAUGGAAUAUGUGAAUGUAAAUGAUGGAAACAAGUUAUAACAGAUUAGAGACCUGCCAGUGAUGCAAGUCCUGUAUAUAUAACCCCACCGUGUUGGUGAAAGGGAGCACCUUGUUGGUGUCUUGCCUUAAGGGCUCUAACUUAUGACUAUUGUAUUUAUUUUGCCAUUCCUCUUCAGGAUCUGACUUGUACCCUUCUUCAAGAUUCUCCAAUUCCUGGGUGAUUCGAGGGUUAGCUCCUGCAAUGUUUGGAUGUGCUUAGUCUUGUUGUGAUAUGUUACUGAUAUAUACCCUGUGUGGGAUAUCUUAAACAGCAUUUGUGAGGCCUGGUUUCUGACUCAAUAUGAAAGAUGUGUACUUGACUUUUUGUGUAGAGUUGCAGCCCUUGCAACUAAAAGGAUCAGCAGGUUGUGAGAUAGAAAGAUUCUGAUCCUGAAAAUCCAUUGAUGGUAGUCAUCAUUGACUAGUGGCAUUUGAGGGAUAUAAUUCUGAACCAGUACUUGAUGCUUCAAUUUUGGUAGAAAUUGGAACUAAAUAAAACCUACAGAAUAUGUACAUAUAGUAAACAAGCUUGUCUUGUUCAAUAGUGAAAUACGGUUUAAACUAGUUUGGACUUGCCUUGAAAAAAACCCCAAAUUUCUCUGGCUGCUUGAUUUCCUGUCCACAAGCCUAACUCAAUCACUCAGUCAUCAGUCAGUGGCUGGGGGGAGUAUUCCUGCCAACAAUGCAAACCUAGGAAUCUUGUCUGACCCGGGUUCAAUUCCCGACAUGGGUACAAUGUGAGAAGCCGAUUUCUGGUGUCCCCCGCUGUGAUAUUGCUGGAAAAUUGCUAAAAGCGGCGUAAAACCAUACUAACUCACUCACUCAUAUGACAAGACCCCUUUGAUCGAUGUUCAUAUAUUUGCAUCUUUUCCCCAAACGUUGACAGUCGUUUGUUUAAAAGCUGUAGUGCAAUUUAGAAUUACUGUCUGUACUUUGUUGAUGGUAACAUGUUCUGUUAUGAGACAUAUAAUCUAUAUUUUCAAGAAGAUAGCAUGGAAAUAAACUGUUUAACAAGUAAAA
Haliotis rufescens (red abalone) is the source of this 7839-nucleotide messenger RNA. Its product is annotated as centrosomal protein of 104 kDa-like. The record is from RefSeq and is a predicted model, not a curated record. The transcript is spliced from 28 exons. Gene Ontology annotation, cellular component: cilium. Bases 140 to 2977 code for a protein of 945 amino acids. NCBI's taxonomy places the organism in Eukaryota, Metazoa, Mollusca, Gastropoda, Lepetellida, Haliotidae.